CACUCCUUCCUUCUCCCUCACACACACACGCACACGCGCACACACACACACGCACACGCACACGCAGACGCGGGGAGAGGGAAGUCAUUCGGCUCCCUAAAUCCGAAACUAGGAACUUCAUAAUCCAUUUUCCCGCCAAUUUAUCAAUUUCUUUGCGUGAAAUCGUUACAUGCCAUGGUCUCCGCACCGAAUCCCCUCUGUCAUCUCGACCACAUGGAUUUUUGUUUCAUCUUCGCUACCCAGGAAUCCCUCAACAACCGAAUUAAAAGUUCAACAAUCGCACUGCAACGUGUAAAGAUGCUCGACAUUUGUACAGCAGUGAAAGCGUCUGUUCGAUGCAUAUACACACCCCCAAUCUCCUCAGUUCUGCUGUUUGUGCGGCUAAUUUUGAAGUUUAAGUCAUGGAGCAUGAGAACGAACCUUACCGUGAUGAAGAUGGCAAGCUGUUGGUGGACUUAGACAAGAAUGUCGGAUCUGAAGGGAAUGUUGCUGGCUCUAACCACAAUGAGAGACCCCCAACUCCAGUGUAUGAUGGCUCAAAUUCGAAGUGUCGGAAGCUAGUCAUAAAAAUAAAAUCUGGUGUAGGAUCAGUUCCCGCCCCAACUCCAGUGAAUAAUGACUCAAAUUCAAAAUGUCGGAAGCUACUCAUAAAAUUUAAAUCUGAUCGAGAGUCAGGCCCUGUGUUGGAUGGCGAUGGUGUUCAGGAAUUGGUGAGAGAUGACUACACAGAUGGCAGAAAGGGGAUGAAGAAGAAGAAGAAAGGAGAGAAUAGGAGAAGUAUGGGGAAAAAGGGGAAAGUGGAAAAAGGAGAGAAGAAACCCAGGGUCCGGAAGCGUGGGGGUGAGGAAAGGGCACAUGACGAGGAUGAUGAGAUUAAAGAGAUGUGGGAUGCAAUUGUGGGUGGAAAUUGCGAGGAUGACAAUGAUGAUGUUAGGACUGGGGAUGAGGAUAAACCCAUCGAUGACAGUGGUGUAGAUCCUUCUCACCAUUAUGGAAGUGACAAUGAACAUUCUCCGAAUCAAGUUUCCCAGCCCGAAGUGGAAACGGAGGACAAUGAAAUAGAGAACCUCUUCAAAUUUGGAAAGAAGAAGAAGAAGGAAACAAGUCCUUCCGCAACUAGAUUGCUAGUCGACAGUGUCUUGGCUGAGCUUAAUCUUGCUGCUGUACAAGAUGCGGAGCUCAAUAGACAGGAGAAACCUUGCAUAACAAAGUUGAGGCAUCUAUCUCUGUUGACAGAUAUCAUCCCAAGAAAACACCUUCAGCAAGAGUUUCUUGAUCGUGGAGUUUUACUUGUUUUUAAAAAAUGGCUCGAGCCCGUACCAGAUGGAAGCUUUCCCAAUAUUAAUGUCCGUGAAGCUGUGUUCAAGUGCCUAAAUGAUCUCUACAUUGACUUGGACCGGAAGGACCGCGUAAAACAACUAGCCAAGAGCAACGUUGGAAAGGCCGUUAUGUUUUUCUCCAAGUAUGAUGGGGAAACUAAGGCCAAUCGCCAGCUUGCCAAACAAUUGGUGGAAAAAUGGAGCCGAGUUGUUUUUAAUUUGAGCACGGAUUAUGGGGACAUGAAAUUCUACGAGGUCCAAAAAACCUACAGGAGGCCUCCAGUUAAAAAAGCAACAAUGGGUAAUGCUGCUGCAGGGGCAUCACAGGAUGAUGACCUGGAUUUACGCAAACUUUCACUGGCGCAAAGUUCCGGAGCAUCGUCUUCGAGGCAACAUGCCUCUAGGCCUGAAGCGAUGACCAUGGACUUUGUGGUCCGUCCCCAAUCAAAGGUUGAUCCAGAAGCAGUACGGGCCCAGGCUCAAAGAAAGGUGCAGGAUCAACACAGAGCAAAGCUGAGCAAGAAAUUGGAACAGAUGAAAGCACCUAAGCGGCAGAAACUCCAGGCUGUGAAACCGAGCGUGGGGGGUCGUGGCAUGGAUCUCUAAUCUUCUCGUUUCGGCAUUAACUAGGACCAAACAUCUAUGGUGCUGUACUAGUUACAUGUUUUGAGAUUGAGUAUGCUACUACAGUUUAUUUGCAUUAUUUUAGGUUGUUGUGUGUUGUGUGUUGUGUUUAUUGUACAAGAAAUAGAAAAUAGAUAUAUAUAUAUCUAUCAAGACUGGCUACAUAUAAA
Molecule: messenger RNA, 2113 nt
Organism: Salvia miltiorrhiza (redroot sage)
Lineage: Eukaryota; Viridiplantae; Streptophyta; Magnoliopsida; Lamiales; Lamiaceae
Product: protein IWS1 homolog 1-like
Exons: 11
Coding region: 402-1925 (507 amino acids)
Biological process (GO): regulation of DNA-templated transcription elongation; brassinosteroid mediated signaling pathway
Source: RefSeq, a predicted model, not a curated record